GCAAAACUAGGUGUAGUUGACUGAAAAAUAAAUGUCGAAGAUGUUUCGCUUACGAUCCACUUGCAUGUGCUGGGGCGUCGCUUUCUGCGGUGUGUGGACGUCUCUCCUUCCUAUUGCCUCAUCCGCAGUCCAGCCUCUGAUCCACCCAACAGAACGUGUUUUCGACCGUCGUUUUGCUUCGAGCGUAGAUGCUUUGGCCGGAUAUAGGUUGAACGCCUACGAUGCUGAAUUGCCAAGAUGCGAGUCUUUGGCGACACUUCUAGCUGGUAGUAGUGUCGUUAAGGAAGCAGUAGGAGGACGAAGGGUAAUAUUGCUGGUGCGUAGAGAUGGAUCACAACAAGUGAAUGGGUACACGACUGACAACAUCAAGAAGGGCAAUAAUCUUCAUGUGUCUCCUGGUACUAUAAUUUUACGGGUUUCCGAAUUACAUCCCUCACUACCAUCCUUGGCUCCUUUUCAAGGGGAAAAUAGGUCAAGGAUGCUCUGAUGCCGAAUUGCAACCUCUAAUAAUUGGCGAAGUACUAGAUGUGGAAGAGACCACGCCAGACGGAGGGGAGGAAAUCAUUACGACGGUGAACACUACCGAGUUCCUGGACCCAGAUUUUGUACCUGUGGUUGUCACAUCACGGAGUCCUUCGACACGCGAUAUCACUGAUGGUAGUACGUUUCCAGCAGUCAAGGACCAUCUUGUAUACAUUCGACAGUCAUUAGGGAACAACACGACCGACAUCCAGGAGAUGCGAUCCGUGUUUGCUAGUACUGAAAGAUACAAUGCGAUCAUAGUCGAACAUCGACUAGCUUCGUCAGAAGGUGGGAGUUCCGAGUCGGGAGACAAAAAUCUCUUACCGUGGACUCUUGGGAAAGCCGCGACCUAUACAAAUAAGGUGAUCGUGAGGGCGGAACAGCAGGCACAUAAAAAUAGUAGUGCACCUUUGGCAGAAUUUCUUGUCUGGUUGAAGCGGGAAAUGCUGAAAGUAGGUGCUGAAAAUGUUACGGGGUGUGCACAAGAAGCGGCCUCAGCAUCAGGUGGGGGAGAGCAUACACAAAUAAGCAAGUACAUUUACUACUAUUUCGCGGUUUCCCUGAACAAUGCUUGGACGCAUAUCAAGGGACUAGCCUACAAGAUGCUGACACAGCGUGAAACGCAUGCGCGCUAUCAAGACUACAACCAUUUCGGACCGCCGUAUAUCGGCUUGUCGCCUGUUUCUACGCAGUUGCUGCACAUGCAUCGCGACGUGCUCGCUUCCGAUUAUAUUCCCUAUAAAGAAGCAGAGCAGAGGGGUGAGAUUCCAGUAGUUCGUACGGCUGUUGAUGAGGAAACCCUUCAUAUACUAGAAGCACCAGCAACAUCAGCUGAGGAACCUGAACGUCCUCGCAGAACUACAACUACUAAUUAUACCUCCUCGAGGACUUCCCGAGGAGACCAUCAUCAACAGUCAGACGCCUCGCUAUUCGAUCGCGCUGCGAAUGUAGGUGUCAUCUUAGAGGCACAGGGUCACAAUGCCUGGGGUCGAACGCAUGCCUUAUACCAACUAUCACUGCCACAGUGGCGUCAUGUCCAACGUUUACGGGAUCUGGAAUCCAAAUACGGAGAAGGAUGCGGUGUCAAGGAUCACAUCGCCUUUGUACCACAAGAAGGCUCUGUUGAGGCGGGUGAUAGUCCAUUGAAGGUAGUGAUGGUUGCGGAUGAGAAACCUGCUGGUGAUGUAGAUGUCCUUGAUGUGAAACAAGCUGAUGAUGCACCAAACGACUCAACAACAGCAUCUUCUCGAGAAUCAGUGGGUCUUCGUGGUGGCACUCCGGUCGCAAAGGAUGCUUUUCUUUUAGGUUCUGAUAGGAUGAGAGCAAAUCAAGCCUGCAAAUCGCACAAUUAUGCGACUCACUAUGUCCGUCAUUUGUGGCAUCUACUCCAGAGGAAACGAGAAGACGGCCCUUUCGCUGUGAUUGAAAUCGGAGUACUACGUGGUGCAGGACUGGCAAUGUGGGCAGAUUUUUUUGGGGGAAAUGCCAUGGUACAUGGAUUUGAUUUGGAGAGCAGAUUUUUUUGGCAAAACAGAUGGAACUUGGCGGAGAAAGGAGCUUUUUCACUCUUGCCGCAGACACCUCCAGCUUCAGACUCAGAUCGGCUUUCCUGUGUGGUGGAAGAAGCUGGUCAAAUUCACUCGUUUUUACAUGAAGGUGAAGCGGGUACAGCAACCGAGGAUGGCAAUGGCUCAAAGGAGUCUGUAGCGGUCGGUGUGGAUGAGAGUUCUGUUGAACCCAUCAAGACGGCUGCCGACCUUGCUCUUCAACAUGACAUUAAGGCGACCAAGAGAGCAUCCUCAACAUCAUUCUUGGCCUCUUUUUCAAGUAGAAAAAGGGCCCAGGGAUGGGCUCAGGGAUGUGACGCGGUAGCUCUAAUGACAAGGUAGCUUCGGCGAACAACGUCGUCAGGUGUCCUCCAUCUGCUUCACGGGUACCAAUGCCUGCUGAGACAAGAAGAAACUACGAUGAGAAGGCAUCAACUAGUGCAUGGUGGGGUCCACAUUUGUACCUAUUUGACCAAACCCGCAUAUUCCAACAGAUUUUAGACCGUGUCCAAAAUUCGUUUCCCAAGGAUUAUCCUGUAAUGCUCGUGGUAGAUGACGGAAAGCACGAUAGCCAGUCGGCGUGGGUCACGUUUAGGACCUUUGUGGGCUUGUUUCCGCAGGCUUCUACAUCUUCAAGCAACAGCGGGAGUACUGGUGAUGCGGAGGAAAGCACUCCGAGAAGAGUAGGAGAUCCUACCGCGGCUACUUUUCAAAGCAGCCCAAGAGCAGAUGCCACUCGCAGUCAAAGCAUCAAGGAUGCGAACUCCUGGGUCUACGUGGUCGAGGAUUGUAUGUGUAACACGUUUGUCUUUAUGCUACAGGACAAGAGGCCAGACUUGUACAUCUACAAGUACUGGAAUGGUCACAACAGCGAUUUGAUCAUCAUUCAGCCGAAGCCCGUUGACCAAAUUCAUACCCUCUUGGAUGUCGAUACAUCUUCUGAUGCUGUGAUGUCCUCUGACGAGAAUGAACAUCAUCAAUAUCAUGAUACUCCUCCGAAUGGUAUAGCUUCUGAAUUC
Molecule: messenger RNA, 3088 nt
Organism: Amoebophrya sp. A25
Lineage: Eukaryota; Dinophyceae; Syndiniales; Amoebophryaceae
Source: the annotation of a GenBank genome assembly